Scomber japonicus (chub mackerel) is the source of this 504-nucleotide messenger RNA. RefSeq names its product protein shisa-like-2A. The transcript is spliced from 3 exons. The record is from RefSeq and is a predicted model, not a curated record. Bases 1 to 504 code for a protein of 167 amino acids. NCBI's taxonomy places the organism in Eukaryota, Metazoa, Chordata, Actinopteri, Scombriformes, Scombridae.
AUGAGCGCUGAAUGCAGCAGUUACUACAGCGCUGACGGCGUGUUUGUGGACGGUUUCUCCUGCCCCAAACCGGGAAGUGCUGCUAUUGCUGUCUACUGUUGCGGAUUCAAUGAUGUAAAGUAUUGCUGUGAUGAUCCCAACAGUUUUUUCCCGUAUGAGUAUGGAUACAUGUGGUGGCUGAGUAUUGGCGCUCUUGUUGGUCUCUCCAUUGCAGCGGUGGUCCUUCUUGCCUUCCUCAUCACCGUAUGUGUGCUUUGCUACCUCUUCAUUGCCACCAAACCCAGUCGUCUUGACAACGGCCUGCCUCUCAGAGUGCCAGCAGGAGAUCCCCGUGAGGGAUCCAGUCAUGCAAGAGCUACCGGUGCCUCUGGUCCACAGGGAUUCAGAAAGCAUUUCAUGAGCAGCAAGCUGCACUGUGAUAAUCAGCCACCAGACCCAGAGCGUCUGUUCCAGAGGUGCUUCACUGCGACUGUCACUGGUGUAAAGGUAGAAAGUCCCUCAUAG